Messenger RNA from Cuculus canorus (common cuckoo), 1751 nucleotides. It is a transcript of the gene SMUG1, whose product is annotated as single-strand-selective monofunctional uracil-DNA glycosylase 1. The record is from RefSeq and is a predicted model, not a curated record. Gene Ontology annotation, molecular function: single-strand selective uracil DNA N-glycosylase activity; oxidized pyrimidine nucleobase lesion DNA N-glycosylase activity. Gene Ontology annotation, biological process: base-excision repair. The transcript is spliced from 3 exons. Bases 160 to 1119 code for a protein of 319 amino acids. Lineage: Eukaryota; Metazoa; Chordata; Aves; Cuculiformes; Cuculidae.
CGCCUUCCCCGCCCCAAAGUGUCUGCGCGCAAGGCACGACGGGAAGGCGGUGGACAGCGGCUCCCAGCAUCCCCCGCGCGCGGGGGUUAAAGGGCAGGGCGGGGUGGAGGGGGGAGGCGGCGGUGGCAUCGAGGGCUGUGCGGCACGGGCGAUGGCAGCAUGGAGGAGACCACGGCGGUGCCGGUGAUGGAGCCGGUGCAAUUGGUGUCGGUGAAGCAAGAGGAUGAGAAUGAAGAUGAUGACGAUGAGGAGGAGGCAGGCGGCCUGGCGGGGCGGUUCCUGCAGUUGGAGUGGGAGCAGAACACGCUGCUGCGGGCGCUGCCGCCUUUCGGUGACCCCGUCAGCCACGUUUACCGCCCGCUUGACUAUGCCUGGGAGCUCCACCGUGACUUUGUGCGCCGUUACUGCCGCACACCGAAACGCGUCCUCUUCCUUGGCAUGAACCCUGGCCCCUUCGGCAUGGCUCAGACUGGGGUCCCUUUCGGAGAAGCCUGGCACGUGCGGGAGUGGCUGCGUGUUGCCGGGACGGUGCAGAAGCCGCCGGACGAGCACCCUAAGCGCCCGGUGCUGGGUUUGAGCUGCCACCGGGCAGAGGUGAGCGGCGCCCGUUUUUGGGGUCUCAUCCGGACACUCUGCCCGGACCCCCAGCUUUUUUUCCGUCACUGCUUCGUCCACAACCACUGUCCCCUCCUCUUCCUGGCUUCUAGCGGUCGCAAUCUGACCCCCAACGAAUUGCCUCCCGCCCAACGCGAUCGAUUAAUGGCACUCUGCGACCGAGCAUUGGUGCGAGCUGUGGGGCUGCUGGGUGUGGGCUUGGUGGUCGGUGUGGGGCGCUUCGCCGAGCAGCGUGCGCGCCGUGCCCUGGCGUCUGCCAGCCUCUCUGUACGCAUCGAGGGGUUACCCCAUCCCUCACCCCGAAACCCCCGCGCCAACCGGGGUUGGGAGGAACUGGCCAAGGCGCGACUGGGAGAACUGGGAAUACUGGAGUUGUUGGAGGAAAAGACAGGGGGCUUGGAGGUGGGGAGGAUGGAGCCAUGCCUCAGUUUACCCACUCAGGACCAAGCCCAGGGUCUUGCUUUGAGGGAGAAGACGGAGCAGUGCCUCAGUUUCCCCUGCUGAGAGCAAGGUUGGGGUUUUGGGGAGAGCAUUAAUAGGUCUGGGCCUCAGUUUGCCCAGCUGGGAACUGGUUUGGGGUGCCUUUAGGAGAUAGAGGAUGGAUCUGUGUCUCAGUUUCCUUAGCUGGGAACUGGUUUGAGGCACCAGGGUUUGGAUUUAGAAGGUGGAGGAUGGAUCUGUGCCUCAGUUUCCCCCAUUGGGAGCAAGGUCGGGGUUUUAAGGAGGCAUUAAUGGGUCUGUGCCUAAGUUUCUGCAGUUGAGAACUGGUUUGGGGUCCCUUUAGGAGGUGGAGAAUGGAUCCGUGCCUCAGUUUACGCCCCAGAACCAAACCCAGGAUCUCCCUCUGAGGGGGAAGAACAGAUCUGUGCCUCAGUUUCCCUACUGAGAGCCAAGUGGGAUCAAGCUGCACCCCCUUGUGCCUCUGUUUCCCCUCCCCUGGAGCAAGGACCUUCCAGUCUCCCCAGCUGAACGAGUUCAACACUAACAAGCCCUGGGGCACAUGCUGCCUCCAGCUGUGCCUCAGUUUCCCCUCCUCACCCCUUGAUUUCCUCUCAAAUCCCCGUUUUUGGGGUUUUUAAGCUAUUUAACCUGUGGGGCAGUGGCUUUGUUGGGAGGGAAACUGAGACAUGGAGGUG